CGCCACGCCACGACGCGCGCAACCAACCAACCGACCGACCAAUCAACCGACCGGCGACAUAAAGGGACGCGAUAUCACCCUUUGUCUCACGGAAUAAGAGUGUAUCGUACGCAAUAAUUCCCUUCGUGCCGUGUGAGUUUUCCAGUGAAACAGGACAAUAAAUAUGUCGGACGACAAUUCGCCUGUCGUAGAAGAACAAAAGAAAAAGAGAGGUAGGCCAGCUAAAUCAGACAAGAAUGCCGUAAAAGAACCUAAAAAAAGAGGCAGACCGGCAGCAGAAAAAAAUAACGCAGUACGCAAAUCUGAUAAUGAGGAUGAUGCUCCACCUGGUCCUGUUAAAAAAGGAAGAGGUCGACCUAAAGGAUCUCACAAGAAAAAGCAAGGAGCACCAAAAGGUUCGCCACGCCGAGGUAGACAGGCGAAAAAAGCAGAAGAGAAACCCGAGAUCAAUAAUGAAGACGAAGACGAACAAGAAGAGGAUGAGGAAGAGGAAGAAAAUUGAAUUAUCUAAAGUUGUAAUAGGAGAGGAUGAAACUAACACAGCUAAUUUUAUCUUUCGAUAGUGUUUAAACAAAAUCGAUUUAAUCGAAUCGUUUUAUAUUCAGUUUUUGAUGUUUCUUUCUGGUGUGAUUUUUGGAAAUGGAGCAAAUGACGAAGCAAUGGACAUUGUCGGCACCGUGUUAUUAUUUGAGUUUCAUUAAGGAAUUCUAGUUCAUGGUGUACAUUGCCACAUGCUGAUAAAUUCAAGGAACUUGAGAAAAAAAGUUUGUGUUAAAAAUCUUAGUAGAUAUUUGUUUAUGUGUCGAUAUUUUUAAUAACUAAUAAAAAAUUAUCACGCGUGCUAAGUGUAACUUUUUAACAGUAAAAACUAUUCACAGUAAAGACUGCAUUUUAACGUAUCUUAAUAAAGAUCUCAAAACUUUUUCUUAAUUUAGAUCAGAUAUGAAGUUUGAUACUUUUUUUUUUUUAAAAAAAAAAACAGUAUAAAGUAUUAUUAUCACAUAUUUGCUACCUCCUUUUCUCCUACAUACACGUUGCGAUUCAUAAAGCCAAAAAACAUCGUACCGUAUACUGUACAAGUGACAGAAAAUGAUAAACGUGAAAACAAGUUUCUGUUAUGUGUAAUAUACGCAAAAAAUAUUUUCUUUUUUUUAAAUUAAUAACACUAAUACACUUCUCUUAUUACUCUUAAUGUGUACAUUAAUGUCGAUUUUGAGGCAAGCAUAUGUGUGAAUAUCAUCUUUGUAUUAAAGUAAAUAAACUCAAAGUACUCUUA
Messenger RNA from Pseudomyrmex gracilis, 1276 nucleotides. RefSeq names its product ABC transporter F family member 4-like (gene D1). The transcript has 3 exons. Gene Ontology annotation, molecular function: DNA binding. Bases 164 to 502 code for a protein of 112 amino acids. Lineage: Eukaryota; Metazoa; Arthropoda; Insecta; Hymenoptera; Formicidae. The record is from RefSeq and is a predicted model, not a curated record.